Messenger RNA from Diabrotica balteata, 3389 nucleotides. The record is from the annotation of a GenBank genome assembly. Lineage: Eukaryota; Metazoa; Arthropoda; Insecta; Coleoptera; Chrysomelidae.
GAGUUUCCGUCCAUAGAGAACCAUACAACUACCUAUAUUUGGGAAAUUAGAUCUUCCAGUUCUACAAGACGAUUUAUUGGCGGAGGCAUUGCUGAACAUUCAGGCAGAAUUCUCUAGUGGUACGACAUCUUACCUUAUUUUUAUGUAAGUGCAUUUUGUUUAUGUAUCUAUUUCUUAAUAUGCUUCAACUGACUGGCAAGUAUGAUGGGGUUUUAAAUUUUGUUUUCAAUGGAAUAAUGAAUUUUGUAUUUUCUUUAUAAAGCUUCUCUCAUAAAAUCAGUUAUUUUUUUAAAAAUAGCAUAACGUCAUUUGAGGUAUGUCUGCAAUUAGUACAAAUGCUCCUUCAUCUGCAGAUGCCUGUCUAAGUAUUGUGCAUAGUUUAAUGUGUCAUAGACAAGGCGGAGAAAGUGAAGGUUUCGCAAAGAGAGCUAUAGAAUCAUUGGUAAAAAAAUUGAAAGAAAAACGGGAUGAAUUAGAUUCGUUGAUUACUGCUAUAACUACUAGUGGUGCUCAUCCCAGUAAAUGUGUAACUAUUCAAAGAACUUUAGAUGGUAGGUUACAAGUUGCAGGUAGAAAAGGAUUCCCUCAUGUCAUAUAUGCACGAAUAUGGAGGUGGCCAGAUUUACACAAAAACGAAUUAAAGCAUGUUAAAUAUUGCCAAUUUGCAUUUGACUUGAAAUGCGAUUCAGUUUGUGUAAAUCCAUAUCAUUAUGAGAGAGUUGUUUCUCCAGGAAUUGAUCUCUCAGGUUUAACACUUCAAUCAGGAACACCAAGACUGGUAAAAGAUGAAUACACACCUGGAGUUGUUCCCGGAAACAGUAUGGACAUUGAUGCAGAUAUUGGUAUUAAAUUCUCACAAACUGUACAACAUCACCCACCACAGCAAAAUUUUACAUUGAGUGGACUGCAAUCACCUACAAAUCAAAACCAAAUACAACAAACCAUAGGACAAGAACCUAUUCCUCAAAGCUUAGCAAAUAAUUCUCCAGUCUCAUGUCAUAUUCCAAAAAACGAAUUUAGCAACACAAACAGUACAAAAGUAGUUGCUUCAAAUACUAAUGGUACAGUUUUAACCACUCAGUCAAUAAAUACAAUCGGACAAAAUUUCACUGUUGCCGGUGGGUCUUGGAAUACUUCAAGUACUUUAACAUACACAAAAACAAUGCAACCACCAGACAAUAGAAGUCACACUGCUUACUGGGUUACUUCACCUGGUCAACUAAAUUCCGAUGUUAACAUAGGGGGUUUAUUAUCCACGCAACCUGCACCCGAAUACUGGUGUUCUGUAGCAUAUUUUGAGUUAGACACUCAAGUUGGAGAAACAUUCAAAGUGCCAUCAAAUUGCCCAAAUGUCACUGUGGAUGGAUAUGUCGAUCCUUCAGGAGGAAAUAGAUUUUGUCUCGGUGCAUUAAGUAAUGUGCACCGAACUGAACAUAGUGAAAGAGCGAGACUUCAUAUUGGUAAAGGCGUACAAUUGGAUCUCAGAGGGGAAGGAGAUGUGUGGUUAAGAUGUUUAAGUGAUCAUUCAGUUUUUGUACAAAGUUAUUAUUUGGAUAGAGAGGCGGGAAGACAACCAGGAGAUGCUGUUCAUAAAAUUUAUCCUGGCGCUUACAUUAAAGUAUUCGAUUUAAGACAAUGCCAUCAUCAAAUGACCACACAAGCUGCCACGGCACAAGCAGCUGCUGCAGCACAAGCUGCAGCCGUUGCGGGGCAUAUUCCAGGACCACAUUCGGUGGGUGGUAUUGCGCCAGCUAUAAGUUUAUCCGCCGCAAGUGGCAUUGGAGUGGAUGAUUUACGGCGGCUUUGUAUUUUAAGGCUAAGUUUUGUAAAAGGUUGGGGACCAGAUUAUCCUCGCCAAUCGAUAAAAGAAACUCCAUGUUGGAUAGAAGUACACCUUCAUCGAGCUUUACAGCUUCUUGAUGAAGUUCUUCAUACAAUGCCAAUUGAUGGACCGAGACAUUAAAGUGAUCAUUACAUUGAUAUUUUGUCUAACCUUUUCCCAUUUUUUUUUUUGAUAAAUUAGAUCAGGAAUAGUAGAAAUUACAGGGAACAUCGAAAACGAGAGAGUUUUGGAAACAUUAGGCGACGUAUUAAAAUAUUUGUUAAAAGGUAUAGAACAUUAAUAGAACAUGGUGCAUGAAGUGGUCCAGUACAUUGAUGGUAAAUAUAUAGAACGUCAAUAGAACAUGAUACGAAAUGGUGUAGUACAUUGAAGUACAGUUACUUCAAUAAAACAACUCUUAUUUACAAAUAGUUUCAUGUUUGUUAUUGUCGCACAGUUGAUCCACAUGUACAAAUUUUGAAUUAUUAGUUUCUUUUUUUCUCCGGGAAGAAUUUUCUGUUUUUUUUUAAGUUUCUGGAAAAAAACUAUUAAGUUUCAGGCACGUUUCGGCUUUCAGGUCUUAAUUGAUAUAAUUUUCAAAUUACAGAAUGAUUCACUAAAUACACUAUACACACAUCUAUAGUCUGUCGGUAGAAGUAUUAGACUUAAUUAACAGCCAAACUUUUGGAAUUUGAAGAACAAAGUGGGCGCUGAUAGAUUAAAGGCAAUUCAUGUCCUUCCAAGUUUAAAAAUACUUGAAUGCUUGAUGUUUUGUUGAAUCUAUCUAUGAUGCAACUCGUCAAUAUUUAUGAUUGUAUCCAUUGAAUGCUUUUUUAGUUAAUAAAAUUAUAUUUAAACUUCAAAUACAUUGUGUUGAAAAUUUUGGUCGUAUUUAACCCCCUCUUAUGGUCAAGAUCAGUUUAAAGCAACAGUUUAUCUUAAACAAAUGCACUUUACAUCAGAAGACGGUAAUUGUCCAAAAAUAAAACCACGAUUUUACUUUUCCAAAUACUUAAAAAGUGAAAGCCUUUUACGCCUUGCUAAUAUUAUUAACCUGUGAACAACUUCUGUAAAACUAAAAAAAUAGUUGCUGUAAUCAAGUGAUACUUCAAAAUACUGCAACUAGCAAAUGCAGAUGAACUAAGAAAACUACGACCUUUUUAAAAUAAGAACUAUUCAGUAUUCAAUAAAGAACAUUUAGUGUUGGGAAUUAUCAGAAUACCCAUGUUAAGGAUGGUCUGUCUAACCUCACUUUUGUAUGAUAAACAAAUGCGAGGUAUUGAGACAUUCUGCUCAAAAGUUUAAGAUGUACUGCGAUAACGCCGUUUUCAGUGUUUGCCGAUUUGAAGUUUUUGAUGCUGAUGUAUAUACUGUAUUAGAAAUUUGAAAUGUUUAUUAAUGUGAAAAAUAAUUUUACAAAUAAAACAAUACCAUUAUAGUUAUGUAGCAGUAGUUUGUCACAGUCACAUUUUAUUAGUUAUUGUAUUUACUAUUGUGUUUUGUAUAUAUAUUUAUACAUAGAUCUAUAAAUUUUAUAACUUUCGCAAUAAAUUUGAUUUUUACAAAC